This is a messenger RNA of Ruditapes philippinarum (Manila clam), 1122 nucleotides long. RefSeq lists its product as uncharacterized. NCBI's taxonomy places the organism in Eukaryota, Metazoa, Mollusca, Bivalvia, Venerida, Veneridae. The transcript is spliced from 3 exons. The record is from RefSeq and is a predicted model, not a curated record. The coding region runs from base 216 to 848 and encodes 210 amino acids.
GUAUGUGCAUGAUAAGCAUACUUUAAAGUUUUUUUUUUGUAACUGCAAUGCAUGCAGUAUUUUUUUUUCAGUAACAUUUCAAGUAAAACAGGAUUGAAUCUCAUCGUGUCUUCUAAAUUACAGCAAAUUAGUUCAAAUAUCAAGUUUAUGUAAUUUUUGUUUUUGUUUUAGGACAAGAUGGCACACUUGUACAUGGACCAGACUCGGUCAUCUCAAUGCUAGACCAUGCCUUCAACUCGUUCGGUACUGGAGAAAGUGAUUGUGGGAUUCACGCAGAUAAUUGUUUUGGUCAGAAUAAGAAUAGAUACGUACUAGCCUACUUGUCAUGGCGUACGAUGAUUGGAUCACAUAGAAAUAUCAAAUACAUGAUGCAGUUACCAGGACAUACAAGGUGCUUGAUCGACGCGGGAUUUGGAACGAUAAAGAAGUUGUAUCGGCGUUCAAAUUGUGAUACUCUCCAACACGUGACGGAAGUAGUACUGAAGUCAGCACACAGUAAUGUUCCCGUUACUUAUGGUGAAUGGAUGUGGAAAGGCUGGAAGGUGUUCCUCGCAGACAGAUUCAAAAAAGUGCCGAACAUCUCAAAAUAUCACCACUUCCGUUUCACGUCACUCGAACCCGGUAUAGUUUACAUGAAGGUAGCUGCAGAUGAUACUAAUGAAAUACGAUUUGUAAUUUGUAAGACGAACUAUCUACAAAUGGAUAGAAAUGACCUUCCAUCUGUCAUACAUCCUGCAGGAUUAAGCCGGGAACGUCAGACGUACUUGUACCGUCACGUCAGACCACUUGUGAGACGCCCGUUCCAAGAUGUUCUUUGCCCAGUUCCCCCGUCAAGCGAUGGGCAGUGAUUAGUUAUACAAAUUUCUAUACACUAGUUCCUAAAGUAUCAAGUGUCAAGGAUAUAUUUAAGCUGGUGUAUCUCAUGAUAAACUUACUAUUCUGUGUACAGUGGUGGUUUUGAGUAUUUACUGUUGUGCUUCUACGAUCACAGCGUUUUCGUAGUAACUGAUAUUUGUGACCUAUUAUCAUUAAAGUAACAUUUUAAUGUUAUUUUUAGAUAAUGUUUUAUUUAAUAAUUACAGAAAUAGAUAAUUUUGGAUGAGUGUACGUAAUUUUUUUAAU